Molecule: messenger RNA, 743 nt
Organism: Salvia splendens (bonfire salvia)
Lineage: Eukaryota; Viridiplantae; Streptophyta; Magnoliopsida; Lamiales; Lamiaceae
Product: ceramide kinase-like
Exons: 4
Coding region: 13-573 (186 amino acids)
Biological process (GO): phosphorylation; ceramide metabolic process
Molecular function (GO): ceramide kinase activity
Source: RefSeq, a predicted model, not a curated record
UCGAAUACAGAAAUGGAGGUUAAUAUCGGCGAUGUUUAUGCUGUUAACUUCAUUGGUUGGGGUUUGGUUCAUGAAUCUGCUCUUGCCAGCUUGGAAGUAUCCCUUUUAGAUCAUUCUUCUGAGGUGAAACAUAUGUACAGGUUUACUAUCUAUGUUGUUCACAAAUCAAAGACCCAAUCAUCUGUUUGGAUGCCAUUAGUUUACACUUUUGGUCAUAAAGAUUUGGAGAUUUGUAUGUCUUGGGUAAACCAGAUUAAUUCUCAUCUGCACAUGGAAGUUAAGCGACCUAAGAAUCUUCUGGUUUUGGUUCAUCCGAGGAGUGGGAAAGGACAUGGAUGCAAAAUAUGGGAAACAGUGGCUCCCUUAUUUUCUCAGGCCAAAGUUAAAACUAAGGUAAUAGUGACAGAGAGGGCCGGACAUGCAAGAGGUAUGCUAUCCUCAAUUACAAAUAGGGAGCUGAAUUUGUACGAUAGUGUUGUAGCUGUUGUAAGUAGUUGUAUCCUUCCACUUCCACGUAUCUAUUUUCCGAUAUUUAUGGAAUAUGGGUUGUUCUGUCAGAAAACAUGGAUAUAAAGUAGAGCUACUUAGUUAUAUAUAUGCUUCGUGCUGAGUUACCGUUUCUCGCAUCCAAACAUGAUUAUCAUGUACUACAAUUGAAUAGUCAUGUUCACUAAUUUAUUGUGCUGCAUCAACUAAAUUAUUUAAUUUACUUCAGUAACCAUUUAAUAUAUAUUCAAAAUAUA